AUACUCGAUAGCACGUUUGUUUGCAUUUGGCAAAGCUCAAAGUUGGGGCAAAAUGAAGCUGCAGUAUUUGUUAUUUAUUUGCGCGGUUUUUGGCGCCGCCGUUGCCAAUGACACGCCCAAAGUGAAAAUAGGCGUUAAGAAGCGUGUGGAAAACUGCACGCGAAAAGCCAAAGGCGGCGAUUUAAUACACGUGCAUUAUAAGGGCACCCUACAAGAUGGCACCGAAUUCGAUAGCAGCCACAAUCGCGGCAAACCAUUCUCCUUCACGCUGGGCGCACGCCAGGUGAUCAAGGGCUGGGAUCAGGGCCUGCUGGGCAUGUGCGAGGGCGAACGCCGCACGCUGACCAUUCCACCCGAACUGGGCUAUGGCGCCAGCGGUGCGGGCGGUGGCAAAAUACCGCCCAAUGCGGUGCUCGUUUUCGAUGUGGAAAUGAUCAAAAUCGAGGCACGCGGCUCCGAGGAGCUGUAGAAGCAAGCAGUAAAAGGCAACCGUAAACAAUUUGGUGCACAUUUGAUUAGAAAACCAAACAUUUAUUAAAAAUUAAAUAAUUAUAAACAUAA
Drosophila virilis is the source of this 561-nucleotide messenger RNA. RefSeq names its product peptidyl-prolyl cis-trans isomerase FKBP2. Gene Ontology annotation, biological process: protein peptidyl-prolyl isomerization. Gene Ontology annotation, molecular function: peptidyl-prolyl cis-trans isomerase activity. Gene Ontology annotation, cellular component: endoplasmic reticulum. The record is from RefSeq and is a predicted model, not a curated record. NCBI's taxonomy places the organism in Eukaryota, Metazoa, Arthropoda, Insecta, Diptera, Drosophilidae.